CUCAAACACCAUUUUGUAUGGUGCAAUUCAUCCGUGACUAGAAUUGACCUCAAAAUGAAAAGGUCAAUUAAUGCUGGUAGUGUUCGUUUGGACGAAGAUCUCAUGAAGAAAGGAUGGGUUAUCUUUACGGGUGGAUUGGAUAUGGCGGGAAACCCACUGAUAACAUUCCCAGCGCUGGACCAGGCGUCAUCUUGGACAUCAGACACUCUUCUCCGACUCUUACUCUACAUGACAGACAUCGCAGAACUUAUAUUGAAAAGGAAAGCAAUGGGGUUCUUGGCCGAUUUUCAGCGGGGAUUCAGUGAAGAGAAGAUGGCAAUGCUAAUACAAGCACUGCAAUCCCUCGAGUCCGAAAAGAAAGGAACCGUUGCAAUUCUCUAUGUCUUAAAACCGAAGUCCAGAGGCAAAAGUCAUUCACUGAAAAAGUUACUUGGUAUCAAGCAAAAGAAAGAUCAAGUGACAUUCGCGAGCCAGUUCAAAUCCGUUUUGUUGAAGUCCAUCACUGCCUUGCAUACUCAGAUUGAACCAUCACAACUUACGAGAGAAUUUGGUGGAACCAUUGCAUACGACCAACAUUCCUGGAUGUACUUCUACAAGAAAAUCCUUCCGACAGUGGCUCUAUCUGAGGAGACCUUGGAGAGGUCGGUGGACAUUAAGGAUAAAACCUUACUGCUGAAAGAUUACGAAAUCGCUGGUCACUCAUCCAGAGAGCUAAGGAGGCAUAAAAAGGACAUUCAGCAGCGAUAUAAAGAACUUCAAGGGGAAAAUCAUAUCAAGACCUCCAUUCAAAAAUGCAAGCAGGCUUUACACCUGCUUGACGAACAUUCUGAGAAUGACCCCUUGGGGCACCUCCAUCACUUGCUUAUUAUGGAAGUGACCACCAAUGUGAGGACGAUGUAUCACCAGCUUUUGCAACUGCAGAAAGAGCUGGAACAAAUCUGGAAAGACCUGAAUGAUUUACUUGACAAAGAAAUUGCAAUCAAAACCAAGAGCGAAGAGGCAGAACUAAUGUGUAUGGAGAUAUCAGAGCGGUUCUGGCCUCUUUUGACUCAGCAUCCAACAGUUGCUUCCUGCUUGAGUCAAGCGGAGAUGUUCAGAACUCAUUUUACAACAACAUUAUACGACCCUGCUACUCAAAUGAUGUCCACAGCCACGCAGAUUCUUCAACAUCUUCGAAUUGUUAAAAAUGAGAGUACUGAUCAUGCGCCACAAGUGAAGGCUCUUGUCAGCAGACUGACCAAUACCGUUCGUCCAUUUACCCAUCAGCUAAACUCCAUCAACCAAAUCUAUACAUCCAUUCACGUUUUCUUCUUUAUUUUUGAAAAGUCUCUGACAUGGUACAAGAGGUCUCUGAGCUUUAUUCCCAAUUCCCUCUGUAAUCUUGCUGUGGAAACAAACCCCGAGGAAGUAUCAUUCCUUUCAGCGCCCCCUGACUGGAAGUACAGUGUGAGAAUGUUUCUGAAGAAGCACCCAGCUCCGCGCGAGGAUCACGUCGCUGGACUCGAUAAAAAUGCUCCGAGGGAGAUAGACAUUCCAUCCAAAACAAGAGGAAAAAAACUAGCAAAUAGACUUCGUAUCCUAAUUUCGAUCAUGCAAGACACCUACCUUGACGUGAACUGUAUCAAGGCUAUACAUGCCUGGAAGCAGGAUGAACUUACUGAUGAAAUCCCUGAAUUCAAUGAAACGGAUCAACUCGGUGAAGACGCCCAUUCUAAACUCCUUUCUCCCUUCAAAAGUCAGAGACCUUCCAGACUUAGACGUAGGAUGUGUAGAUCACGAAGCAGCCACCAGAAUCAGCAACUCAAAAGAUCAUUUAGAAUUGGAUGUGACGGAAAAGUGAGACACGUUGUGCACGAGUCAUCGGACAAUGACGGUCCUGGAUUCUCUUCUGAGAGCGGCAGCUUGGGUAAAGGAGAAGGCUUGGUGGAUUCCUGUCACGGUGAGAAAAACUGGAGACGACACAUCAAACAUCAGCCAUUAUCCAAAAGAAUUCGAAGUUUCAGAAGUACAUCUUCGAUCCAGUCUUCAGGGAACUGGUCAAUGAAGACAGAUAGCGCUGUUGACUUCAUCUAUAAAAUCACUUCCUCUAAGUCUUUGUCUAGCGAGAAAAAAUUGCAAUUUGUGUCUGAUAUCCUUCUUGUUAUGGAAGAUGACGACAACAAUUGUGAGGAAGAGAUUUACGAGGAUUACAACACAGUUAACGACACAUUAUUUGCCAACCGAUCACACAGACGAACACCAGCUGAAACAGUUUCUGAAAUGACUGGGCGUCUUUGUAAAUCUCUAGACAAUAUUCUAGGUUCAGAGAUUCUACCAGACCAGCGAAGUCUUUCUUCCAAUACAGGAACAAAAUCCUUAAGCAAUAUAAGGAAGACUGAUUCAGAAGUCCAGUUAUGGAAACAAAUCGAGAGUCGUUCCGCUUCGAUGAAAAGUGUCCACAUAGACGACAGAGGAUUUUCUUCGAAAUCAGACGAAUCCGCUGAUGACAUAGAUGACUCUGCACCCAUAGAAGUCCUUGCCAGAAACAAGCCAAUGCGGCAAAAUAUUCGAAGAAAAAGGCGAAAUACAACUGACAACUUUGAUAUGAGUGCGAUACAGAAAGAUCCGCUGUUUCGGAAUAAUAGUGAUAUGAUUUUAGCAACAAAUCCAGCAGACAUCGGAUCGACCAAAACAGGACUUACGGGAGGACUGGAAGUAAAGGACGAAAUCUCCUCCUCUCUGGACCUGAACCCAUUCCUGCCUGGUCAAUGUUCUGGUCAUAAUUUAAAGUCUGAUGCCACAAUAGACAGCUGUUUGUCCUCCAUUGACCCAAAACAUCACCAGAGUCAGUUUUACAUUGGGGAGUCGUCACCAAGAGGAAAUGGAGAAUAUGACGUGUAGAUUUUCUUUACAUUUUGCUUUAUGCGUUACAU
Messenger RNA from Saccostrea cuccullata (small rock oyster), 2912 nucleotides. RefSeq lists its product as uncharacterized. NCBI's taxonomy places the organism in Eukaryota, Metazoa, Mollusca, Bivalvia, Ostreida, Ostreidae. The coding region runs from base 55 to 2880 and encodes 941 amino acids. Gene Ontology annotation, cellular component: cytoplasm. Gene Ontology annotation, molecular function: guanyl-nucleotide exchange factor activity. The transcript is spliced from 12 exons. The record is from RefSeq and is a predicted model, not a curated record.